This is a messenger RNA of Dermatophagoides farinae (American house dust mite), 1499 nucleotides long. RefSeq names its product CCA tRNA nucleotidyltransferase 1, mitochondrial. The record is from RefSeq and is a predicted model, not a curated record. Gene Ontology annotation, biological process: tRNA 3'-terminal CCA addition; mitochondrial tRNA 3'-end processing. Gene Ontology annotation, cellular component: mitochondrion. Gene Ontology annotation, molecular function: nucleotidyltransferase activity; tRNA binding. Lineage: Eukaryota; Metazoa; Arthropoda; Arachnida; Sarcoptiformes; Pyroglyphidae.
UUGAUUACAUGCAAUUGAUGUGAUGGAAUUUUUUUUUCUUUUUUUUUAAACAACUUGACAUGCAAUUAUUCCGUUUUAUUAAUUUCCAUUAUUUAAAUAGAAUUAUAGCCACCAAUCUGUACACAAAAACUACACAGAUUGAAACAGCAGCAAUGUCUAAUUUAAAAUGUACUCAUCUAAAAGAUUUAAACAAAUCAGCAUUCUAUUUAUUUGAACGAUUAAUUCAGGCCGAAGAAAUUCAAUAUUUGAAUAAUAUUUUUCAUUCAAAUGGUUUUGAAAUUCGAAUGGCUGGAGGUGCUGUACGUGAUAUAUUAUGCAAUAUUGUUCCGAAUGAUAUUGAUUUUGCUUCGGAUGCUAAACCGGAUGAAAUGAUUAAUAUAUUGAGUGAUAAACCUGAUAUACGUUUAAUAACGACCACAUCGGGUACGAAGCAUGGAACUGUUACGGCACGAAUAAGAGAUAUUUCACAAUAUGAGAUUACAACCUUACGAAUCGAUAGAAAUACUGAUGGUCGUCAUGCAGAAGUUGAAUUUAUCAAUGAUUGGAAGCUAGAUGCAUCUCGAAGAGAUUUAACUAUCAAUUCCAUGUUUAUCGAUUUGAAUGGAAUACUUUAUGAUUAUUUUAAUGGAGAAUCUGAUCUAAAAAAUAGAUUAAUUCGAUUUGUUGGUGAUGCCGAUAAACGUAUCAAAGAAGAUUAUCUUCGAAUAUUUAGAUAUUUUCGUUUUCAUACACGAUUUGGUAUGGCUGGUUCACAUGAACCACAAGUUAUUGAUAUAAUACAAAAUAAUAUCGACGGUUUGAAGACAAUCAGUGGUGAAAGAAUUUGGUCCGAAAUGAAACGAAUUUUGAUGCACAUAAAAUGUUCUGAUUCCAUUGAAAUGAUGUUCAAUCGAUUGAAAAUUGGCAAAUAUUUGGGUUUCACUAAUGAAAUUGAUUUGACCGAAUUUUUUAAAGUUCAAGAAAAUCUAAACCAAACAACGAUGAUUUGGAAAGUGCAAACAUUAUUUGCAUCAUUAAUCAGUGAUAUUGAUGAAUUAUCAUCCAUUACUUUGAGACUAAAAUUAUCCAAUAUUGAACGUGAUACCAUAGCUUAUAUUAUAACGAAUCGAACUACCAAUAAUGAAACUAUGAGCUAUGAUCAUCAUCUACAUAAUCUACGAACACGAUUAGCAUUAGCACCUAAACCUAAUCAGAAAAAUUUAAAAGAAUUCAUGAUACAAUUUCUUAUCUAUGAAGGAAAAGAUGAAAAUUUCAUCAACGAAUUACAACAAUGGUCGAUACCUGUAUUUCCAUUCAAUGGAACAAUGAUAAUGGAUAAAAUUCGUAAUAAAAAAGAAAUGGGUAUUAUACUCGAACAAAUUCGUAUGACAUGGGCUAAACAGAAUUUCACGAUGACAGAAGAACAAUUUUAUAAUGAUGUGGAUAAUAUCGUCAAUAGGAUACAGAAUAAUAAUAAUAAUAAUUGUCAAAAUCAUAAUAAUGGAUAAAAUAAAAUUCUA